AUGGUCGGUUUCAAGAACGUCGCGCUCUUCGCGGCGUCGAUCAUCCUCCCCGCAGCAUGGGCCGCUCCCAUUGUCGAAGUCCAGACGCAGCCGAUCCCCCGAAAGUAUAUUGUGCUUCUCAAACCGCAUGCCGAUCUCGAAGGCCACCUCACCUGGGCGAAGGAUGUGCACUCUAGGAGUCUGUCACGACGAGACACAGCCGGCGUGCACAAGGCGUGGAGUGUAGGAAGCAAGUUCAAGGCUUAUGCGGGAGAAUUCGACGAGGAGACUUUGAAGGUCAUUCAGCGGGACGAGAAUGUCCAAACCAUCGAGCCUGACAACAGCUGGCGGCUCUACAAGGGCAACGACAACGUCAUCUCCAACUCCGCCGAAACCUCCAUCAUCACCCAAAAGUCAGCGCCCUGGGGCUUGGGCUACCUCUCCCACAAGGGCGAGUCCUCCUCCGACUAUGUCUACAACUCCACCGCUGGCGCCGGCACGUACGCUUACGUGGUCGACACGGGAUGCUGGAAAGACCACGACGACUUCGAGGGCCGUGUGCAUCUCGGCCACAACGCUUAUCCCAACUCGUCCUUUAUCGACAUGGACGGCCACGGCACGCACGUUGCUGGCACAAUCGCCGGGAGGAAGUACGGAGUGGCCAAGAACGCGACAGUUAUUUGCGUAAAGGUGUUCCAUGGCGGCGGUUCCGCCAACUCGAUAGUAAUGGACGGUUUCGAAUGGGCCGUCAAGGACAUCAUCGCCAAAAAGCGCCAAAAAACCUCCGUCAUCAACAUGUCUCUGGGGUGCGACCGCUCCGAAGCCUUCAACUCCAUCGUCGACGCCGCCUUCGACGAAGGCAUCCUGACCGUCGUGGCAGCCGGCAACGAGAACCAGCCAGCCGCCAUGGUCUCCCCCGCCUCCUCCAUCCGCGCCUUUUCGGUGGGAGCAAUCGACAGCAAGAACACGCGCGCUUAUUUUUCCAACUUUGGCAAUAUCGUCGACAUCUUUGCUCCCGGCGUGGAUAUCGUGUCCAGCUACAUUGGCAAGAAGGAGGGCGAGAAUAAUCGCACCAUGACCAUGAGCGGAACGUCCAUGGCCAGUCCGCAUGUCGCUGGCUUGGCGCUGUACCUGAAGAGCUUGGAUCCGGAGACGUAUGGCGACUCGCUUGGGGCGCAUAGAGGACUCAGGGCGUUGGGCAUUACGAACAAGGUGUGGGAUGCGGGCGAGUUGAGCCCCAACUUGGUGGCUUAUAAUGGGGUUAAGAAGUGA
Sordaria macrospora k-hell is the source of this 1251-nucleotide messenger RNA. RefSeq lists its product as uncharacterized. Gene Ontology annotation, biological process: proteolysis. Gene Ontology annotation, molecular function: serine-type endopeptidase activity. The record is from RefSeq and is a predicted model, not a curated record. NCBI's taxonomy places the organism in Eukaryota, Fungi, Ascomycota, Sordariomycetes, Sordariales, Sordariaceae.